Messenger RNA from Folsomia candida, 2143 nucleotides. RefSeq names its product zinc finger protein Xfin. Gene Ontology annotation, molecular function: RNA polymerase II cis-regulatory region sequence-specific DNA binding; DNA-binding transcription factor activity. The coding region runs from base 244 to 1797 and encodes 517 amino acids. The transcript is spliced from 3 exons. The record is from RefSeq and is a predicted model, not a curated record. Gene Ontology annotation, biological process: regulation of transcription by RNA polymerase II. Lineage: Eukaryota; Metazoa; Arthropoda; Collembola; Entomobryomorpha; Isotomidae.
CGACGAUCUACAAUGAAAGUGGUGUUUGGCGGGUUGUAUUUAUUUGCCCCAUUGUACAUAAUCUCAAUAAUAAACCCAUCCAAAGAGGACAAGAUAAGGACAAAACUAAGCAGAUUGGAACUUGAUUAACUGGGGGUAUGGUUCACCAGGUUUAUGGAUUAAUUAGUCGGACAAUUACGUUGUGAUCUUGGAUGGGCGUGGAUGCCGUGGAUCUCUGUCGAAUGGUGGGCGUGACAUAACAAAAUGUAUUUCACCUGCGAAAUUCACAAGAAGCAAUUUACCACCAUUGAGGCGUUGAAAGAUCAUGUUGCAAAGGUUCAUCUCGAUGAAAAACCAAUAUCAUCAUCGUCGUCGCCGCCGAAAAAAGUAAUAAAAGCGGUCCCAUUAUCGUUUUCCAAAAUUAUCAAAAGAUCCACACAGCCACAGAAAGGAUCAGGAAAACAGGCAUUAAAAAUUUGGUUACAGCAGAAGCAAAAGGGAACCAUAAUUGCUAAGGAUCCUCCUCCCCCUCCUCCUGAAGAAACUGUGAUACGAGAUGAAGCUCAAGCUACUAUUUGCACAAUUGAAAAGGAUUCACAAAAUUCUAUGCAAUGCUACAUUUGUGAAAAAUACUGUUCAAACUCUGAAACUUUUGACAGCCACCUUCAAACACAUUUCAAUGGGAACUUAUUACCAGAAGAGCCUAGUAAUUUAAUUGCCAAAAUCAAGCCUGACCUGAAUAUUGUCAAGAAAGAGGAGACUCCAGACAAGAGUCAAGACAAUGAUGACAAUAAAACACAAUAUUCUCAUUCGUGCCACUUAUGCUUCCGAUGUUUUAAAACUUUUGACGCCCUUCAUUCUCACAUGCUAUCGAAACACCUUGAUGAAGAAAUUUCGAGUGAAAGCGAAGAAAGCAUUGAAGACGAUGAUCAAGAUGAUCCAGACUUUGUUCCUCCAGAGAUUGAAGAUAUUGAAGAUUUUGAGGAACCAGAGCCAGAAAUGCAUCCACCAACUGAAAGAAUCCCCCAGAAUAAAAAUACUUCCACACUUCAAACAGUCCAACGCAAAAAAAGACGAAGCAUAAGACCCAUAAACCGAAAUUCAAGCCAACAUGCAAAUUAUAUCCCGUACCUCCCUCCAGGAAAAUUAAUCUGCUAUUUUUGCGGUCACAUACCAGCUUUUCUAUACACGUUUGAGCAUCACAUGUGGAAACAUACAUUGGAGCGACCGUAUUCCUGCAAAAUUUGUAGCAGAGCCUGCCGAGAUCAAGAAACACUUGAUAAACAUGCUAAAUCUCACAACAGCGUAUCAGACAAAGGUCGUAACUAUAAGUGUAAACUUUGCGGGAGUAGUUUUAAGGACCCUGGGACCUUGAAUAAACAUCUUUUAACACACUCUAGCCAUCGGCCAUUUGCAUGCAGCAAGUGUUCCAAUUCGUAUAAGCGAUUAUCAGAUCUCAAACGACAUAUGAUGAGCAUUCAUCAGGCCACAAAGCAAUACAAGUGUGACGUUUGUUCCCCAAACAGGGAAUUUGCUAGAAGAGACUUUUUUAAGUUUCACAUGAAAACGAUGCAUCCUGGGAUAACGUAUGAAGAACCAGCGUCUCAGUUUGACGGGAUAGAGAAGACAGAAACUUAUUUAAUUACAUGUUAUUCUUGUAACAUUAACUUUUCUGAUUAUGAUAAGUUUCUCAAACAUAAGAGGACCUUCCAUUCAAAUAACAUGGUCAAUACGACCCAUCGUAUUUCAGACAAUCCGAAAUCCAUCAAAAAGAAAAUCAGAAUGAUGUUAUCCUCAAAGAGGCUGGAAAUCCUGUGAGGAGGAAAAAUCAGAAGAUAACGACUCUCAACCUGACGACCAACUGGACAAAUUAAAAUGUAAUUUCUGCGAUGGUAGACGAUUUGGCAGUGAUGAAAGUCUCAAAUCACAUAUGGAAUUGUUCCACUAAAGCUGUACCCUGACUGAAUAUAAACUAUUAAUUAAUUGCAUAAUACGGGCUCAAUCAAGUAGGUGAAAUAUUAGUGUUAAAAAAAUCAUAUCAUUCAGGUUCAUUCUUAUUCAUAUUUUUUAAUGUAUUGUUAACCAAUUGAUUACUAAUAAUAAUAAUAAAUAGUUUGAGUAAUAAAGACUUUACCACCGUUUGGGUUUACCAUAUCCCGAAAAA